Molecule: messenger RNA, 561 nt
Organism: Paramecium tetraurelia
Lineage: Eukaryota; Ciliophora; Oligohymenophorea; Peniculida; Parameciidae
Exons: 1
Source: RefSeq, a predicted model, not a curated record
AUGGGAACAAUUACUAUAGGGAAUUGUUAAUGUCAAUGUUACAUCAAUUAUGUGUCUUGCGAUUGCUCUUGUGACCAAAAUGAAAUCCGUACUAUCAGAAGCAAUAGAUUCACAGAACAAUCAUCCAGGAAUCGUUCCAAGAAAAGAUCUCCAGGAGAAUCAACAGAUCGACAAUCUAAGUUUUCAUCCACCCAGAAACCAACCAGUAGAAGCAAAUCAUCCAACUCUGACAAAUCCAUAUAUCUGUUAUCAGAUUAUUGCAAUAUCACAACUGAAUCACAAAAACAAAGAAGGAAGUCCAAACCCCAUAAAUCCUUCAUCAAGUCCAGAUCGUUAUACAUUUUUGAAGUUGAUUCCAAUAAGAACCUCUCCAAUAAUGUAGAAUAGAGUUCGGCUCCUCUUUCCUUGUCCGAUAUCGGAACUGUUAACAGACCCAAAAUGCAGAGCAUGGGUACAGAACCUCCUAAAAAAUCAACAGAGCAGAAAAAAUACGUCAAGUGGAAUCUUCCGCAACACUAUCUCAGAGAAAAUAAACAAAAUUAGUAGGAAUUUUAUUCGUGA